UCACUGAAUCACUCUUUCAUUUGAGCGCACGCCUGACGGGCGAUGCGUGUUGUACUGUGAUGGCACUUUAUAACACUUUUGUAAAUUUAACAUUUUUAUGAUAUUUGUGUGCUUAGUAUCCUUCUUAGUGUAAUUUAAUUUUAAUUUAUAUAUUUGCGUUUACAAUGGCGAAUCAAACCCAGAAAAUCGUUUACAAAAUGGUCCUCACUGGAGGACCGUGUGGCGGCAAAACCACCGGCCAGUCGCGCCUCAGCACGUUCUUUGAGAAUCUAGGAUGGAAGGUGUUCCGGGUGCCGGAAACGGCUACCGUGCUCCUCAGUGGUGGUAUCAAGUUUGCGGAUCUCACCCCAGAGGAAGCACUAAAAUUCCAGGAGAACCUUUUGAAGACCAUGAUCCAAAUUGAGAACACUUUCUUCGAGCUGGGGAGGACUUGCCAGAGGAAUUGCUUGAUUAUAUGCGAUAGGGGAGCGAUGGACGCCAGUGCAUUUAUAUCAAAAGAGAAGUGGGAGGCCAUGCUGUCGGCGAACAACUGGAACAGCGUGGAGUUGCGCGAUAACAGAUACAAUCACAUCGUCCACAUGGUCUCCGCUGCCAACGGGGCCGAAGACUUUUACUCCACAGAGGAUCACGCUUGCCGGUCUGAAGGCGUUGAACUGGCCAGGGAGCUCGACUACAACGCGGCGGCGGCAUGGAUCGGUCAUCCAUACUUCGACGUGAUCGACAACUCCACCGACUUCGACAAGAAGAUGAACCGGCUGAUCGCAUGCGUGUGCCAGAAGAUCGGUAUCGACACCGGCGACCGGCUCAACGUCAACUCCAAGAAGCGCAAGUUCCUCGUCAAGACGCCUCUCGUCGCCGACACUGAGUUCCCGCCCUUCCAAGACUUCGAUGUCGUACACAACUACUUGCAAAGUGAUCUCCGUAAAGCGCAAGUCAGGCUUCGCAAGCGUGGACAGAAGGGCCACUGGUCCUACAUUCACACUCUCAGGAAAUUCCACCCGACGAAUGGGCAGUCGGUAGAGGUCAGGACCCAGCUGACACAUCGGGAUUACCUGAACCUGCUGCCGCAGCGUGAUGACGCGCACUUCACUAUCUUCAAGAAGCGUCGUUGUUUCAUUUACAACAACCAGUACUAUCAGUUGGACAUUUAUAGGCAGCCCACGCAUCCCAGGUGUCGCGGGCUGGUCCUGCUGGAGACUUACAGCGCGGCCUACGACCAGGACACGUUGCUGGCGUCUCUGCCCAAGUUCCUGACCAUAGAGAAAGAGGUCACCGGCGACCCCGCCUACUCUAUGUACAACUUGUCGCUCAAGGAAGAUUGGAAGACCUCAAAAAAGUAUUACACGGGUAUUGACAGCAACGGGCAUGUUAAAAACUUGAACCACCACAAUGAUGACAAACACAGUGGUCAUAAUGGAGUAGCGAAAAUGAAUGGACACGCCACUGAGAAAAUGAACGGGUACGCAACUGAAAAGAUAAAUGGGCACGCCGUGGAUAAAAUUAACGGGUACAAUGAUAGGGGCAACGCACGCGGGGGGAAGAUGAACGGCCACCACGUCAGCAACGGCCACGCGCCCAAACUGAACGGCGCCGCCCACGACGCUGAGCUCGACAAUUUCAAGAAAAGCCACCGAAUGGAUCUCGGAUCACCAAAGAUUACUACAAAGGUUGCCGUCAAAAUUUAAAAACACAUUCAUUGAUCUUUAGAUUUUGAAAUUGUAUGAAAUUUCACUUUGUAACACUUCAAUAUACACUAAAUUAUGAAAUACCAUUAAUCUUAAGAUCUAUUUAAAUGUACUAUUUAAUUAUCACCAACCAUCUUUAAAUGGAUCAUGUAUGCUCGUAUAAAUAUUGUAUUUAUUCAAAAUAAUUGUAUAAAUUGCCAAAAUGAUAACUAUUUUUGUAGUAUUCCUUGAAUAUAACAAUAUUUUACAUAGGUAACACAUCCAAGAAACACCACCGCAUAUUUAUAAAGGAAUCUGAAAAGAAUAUUUCAGGAACAAUGAAAUGUUUUGUAUUGUUUGUGCCUUUACACUAUAUAUUGAAUAUUUAAAUACUUUUCAUAAAGUAAUAAAUGUAAUAACAAAUUAUUCAUCCACAUUAAUAGUACUUAAAGUGUUGCAAUAAUAUUAAUUAAGUAUUAUUGCAGUAUGUAAACACUAUCACUAGUGUUUUAGGUAUGAAUGUACCUAACGCGAUAGCAUUUUAUUUAUAGACUUAAUUUUAAUAAUGUAAUUUGACGACGUUAUUAAUUUGAUAAUUAGGGCGUUGCAGUAAAUCGUUUUAAUUUGUAUAUUGAUACGUGAAAUUUUAAUGUCUCGGUGUUGUGUGGUCACGUAGAUCGUUCACACUUGUUUGUCUAAAGGGGUCCAAAAGUAAACGAUAUUGAACACCGUUCGUACAAAUAUACUCUACUAAAACGGUCCCCUAUGUUUCUAUUUUAGUGGCCUUUUAGCGUUGGAUUUUGUCUAAUAUAGAAUAUAUUUUUGAUUAAGAAGAAACAGCAUAUUUAUGUGGCGUAGAUAUAAUUCGAUGUAGAAAUUGAUGUCGUCGCAAUGUCACUGUUUCUGUUGUCGGGGGAGCCUAGUACUUACCAAAAUCAUAAAAACAAUUUUACAAAAGUAUUUUAAGCCACCUUUAUAUUUAAUUUCAAUGUAUUGAAGAUUAUACAUCUACUGUAUAGCGGUUUGCUAAAUAGCUGUAAAGCUAUUCGAUCGUUUGGCAAAGAUCCACGGUAGCAUUGUUAAUGGCUGUGCUAUUAUAAUUGAGCAAUUGAGAGCUCUAAAUCUAAAGGCAAAUGUUGGCGGCAAAUGUGCCAACUGAUACAAUAGCCGUUUGCACCAAAUUAAUGAAGAAAGCAGCAAGCAUGCUUGCUUUAUUGCGAUAAGAACGCCAGAAUAAUUCUUAAUUAUUUUGUAGACUAUUGUAUUUCAAUAAUGUACUUUAAAUGAAAUAAUAUGUAUUACAUUAUAAAAAAUGUAUUUUGUUUUGGUGCAUCGUGCUAAAAGCUUUGGGCGUAAAAAUCUCAAAAUUGCAUGUGUACUUCUCGCAUUGUUUCUUAAUAAAAGAAAAUGCGUCAUUGAU
Molecule: messenger RNA, 3084 nt
Organism: Trichoplusia ni (cabbage looper)
Lineage: Eukaryota; Metazoa; Arthropoda; Insecta; Lepidoptera; Noctuidae
Gene: Ttd14
Product: TRPL translocation defect protein 14
Exons: 9
Coding region: 165-1685 (506 amino acids)
Biological process (GO): photoreceptor cell maintenance
Molecular function (GO): GTP binding; phosphatidic acid binding; phosphatidylinositol binding
Source: RefSeq, a predicted model, not a curated record